Molecule: messenger RNA, 1378 nt
Organism: Mobula hypostoma (lesser devil ray)
Lineage: Eukaryota; Metazoa; Chordata; Chondrichthyes; Myliobatiformes; Myliobatidae
Product: T-cell immunoreceptor with Ig and ITIM domains-like
Exons: 5
Coding region: 277-822 (181 amino acids)
Biological process (GO): natural killer cell activation; immune response-activating cell surface receptor signaling pathway; positive regulation of natural killer cell mediated cytotoxicity
Source: RefSeq, a predicted model, not a curated record
CGGAAGUGCUAUAAGUAAAACUAAGAUUAGGUUGUGUGCAUAACGUCUGUGCUUUGUGGUACAAAGCUUGGGCUUAAGAAACCACGGAAGGAUUUAGAUUCGGCAGCGAUUUUGAGAACGCAUUGCUGAUUAACUGUCUCGACGUGGUGAUGUGGCGCUAACGCUGGAACCGGGGGAUCUGUUUCGAUGCUUCCAGUCUGGAGCUUGCCCACGUGGCAUCGUUAUUUGUCCCCGUGCGUUCCCAUGCCCUGAUUGUUAAUUGGCAUCCGCCGAACUAUGACGUGGUAUGAGUUCGUAUGUUUAUUGCUGUUGUUCUCUGGAGCUGCCAGAGCUAACGGAAUAAGCCACCAAUGGCCGGAGCGGAUCAUGGUUACUGAAGGGGGCACGGCGCAGCUGAGUUGUGCUUACAUCAGUAAUAUAAACGUUGCAAAGAAGUGGGUCGGAUCCCUUACCUGGUACAAAGACGAGGAACGCGGUACCGUUUGCAACAAGUGCAGUGGGUUUCAUGGUCGCGUAACGACGAACAGUUCAGGAGGCUUUCUUCACCAAACUUUACAAAUCGUUAACGUCAGAAUGAACGAUACAGGAAAGUAUUACUGCAAAGUACAAAUUUUCGACAAGGGAAGUUAUCUUGGCAAAGGGACAGAAGUUCAAGUCACAACAGGCAGGAAGGCAACAAAAAGCGGCGGAAGGAGCUUAUGUUGGCAGCUACUUGAAAUGGGAGUGAAACUUAUAAUAUUUCUUGUGAUCAACAUUGUAACGGUUCUCUUCAUCCGUUCCCAGAGGUCUCGUGGAAUUGUCAACAGGAACAAAUUAAUCUAACAUGGAAUUUCCAAACGGAAUAGUAGACUGCUUUUGAUGUUGUGUUUAUUGCUAAUGAGUGAGAAUAACUGCAUAUCUAAUUAUUAAAUACAGAAAAGGACUGUGUAUUUUAUUGCCUUUCAGAAUAUUGCUCUGUAACACAGCACAUGGGUAUUUUUCAGAUAAAUAUAUUACAUCCAACGAUAGCAUCAAAAGAUCACGUCAAUAUAUAUUAAUCCCAUAUGCCGCUUUAGGCCCGAAUACCUCCACGCAUUUCUUAUCGACUGCCGAAACUACGUAUAAAUAUCAUAAUUAUAUCUGCCUCUCUUGUCUUCUGUGGAAGGCCAUGACAGAUAUUAACCACAUAUGACAUACUUAUAUGAUAUCUUACUGAAAGCUGUAUGUUACUAAAUAUGAUUAUCCAGUUUAUUCUGACUGACCGCGAUGGUUAAUGGCAGUCGUACCGAAUAAAAACCAAAACCUUCCAUCUUGCGGGAAGAGAACGACUUGUUGAGCAGCAACAGGGAAAAAAGUAACCACGGAAAUAACGGGAAACAAUCGACAGCCAUUUAUUGGU